AUGCGUCGGAAACACUUUCCAUUGAGGCGAAGCGUAAAAGAAGCGAAGGUCUAUGAAAAUUCGAAAGACUCUCUAAAAAUCAAUGAGGUAGUUCAUAUUUACGGCAUUUUGGAACAUACUCGUUUGGGAUCUUCUGCCUUCCACGACGAGUGUAUGCAAGACGGCAAAGGUUCUGAACCAGUGCCUCGUGUUCAUGCUUUGUUUAUUCGCCGACUAAAGCACAACAACCCCUUGGUAAUCGAUUGUUCCGUCAGCUUAUCUUCAAUAAUUGACGAUAUCAAAGCAGUACGUCAGAAUAUAAUGAAGCUCCUGACAAGCUGUUUACACUGUGAUGAGGCUGUGGCGCAGUACACUCUCCUGCAUUUAAUCAGCUCUCGGUUGCUUGCUGAAAGCCCCUACCCGACCACACUUCCAGCGCUCAAUCUGAUUUGCAUUGCCACAAGCACAGGCCUCAUUCCGGACACUUCAUCCGAUGCCGAACCGAUGGAAGUACAAACGGAGUGUGAUCUUUCACUAGAACUGUGGAGUCGGUUACACGAAAUUGUACCCAAACUAGUCACUCAACUGGCCACUGUUGAUCUGACUUUGGAUUCACUUAACAAUGGUCCCUGUUUGAUGCCCAUUCGAGAUCCUUCCAAAGGAGUUUUGGAUGCCGGUCGAUUACAAGUUCCUGACGGUACACAGGUCGGUAGUGAAUUUUCCCCAUUCCAGUUAGUCCUAUUCGGUUUGGGUAGUUUGAUUCUCUCAAAUUUCCGUAUUUCUCCAGGCAACCUCUGUAUAACCUUGGCCUCCUUCGUGAAAGUUGACUGUACAUUUGUAUGA
Messenger RNA from Echinostoma caproni, 822 nucleotides. The record is from the annotation of a GenBank genome assembly. NCBI's taxonomy places the organism in Eukaryota, Metazoa, Platyhelminthes, Trematoda, Plagiorchiida, Echinostomatidae.